AUGACCGUGAACAAACAACUGGACAAAGGCGAAACAUCUUCGAAGCAUUAUUUUCCUACGUUAAAAGGGGUGUGUAAACGUGCUUAACUUACUUUCCCUUGACAUAUUCGCCAGUCUAACCGGUCAAGGUCAGCAAACUCCUCAGGGAGUUAUUGGGAGCAUAAGCUGCCAUGGCGGCUUUCCCCAGACGUACUCGAGACGCGGGAUUACAUAAUUUGGUCUAUAGCCCAUCUGCGAGUCUGCCUGUUACUGUUUUAUACUGAAAACGUGUUGCUUCGAUCGGCGCUCCCGCUGUCGAAAACCCGAUUAGUCGAUCGUUGUCAAGUUUCUACGUAUUGCAGAUAUGCGGUCCAAGAUUUCCUUGCCACUGGUCGAAUCGUACGUUGUCUUCGCACGCAUUUGGCGAUCAAGUGGUCAAGUUGGGGUUAACGACAUGUCCCGCUCGCCGUUUAUCAAACAUUCCACUUCUCCGUUGCCUUAAGGCAGAUUCUAUAAUUAUAGAAGCUGCGUUUUACUCGCAUUCCAUUAGGAUGAAUUUUCUGAAACAUUUUUAGCUGUCGUUAGCCAGACUCCUGUCCCUAUGUUCCCCAGGUUCUGUGGGAAGUCCAUUGUAUCUGUUAUUGCUGACGAUCUGUGUAGCAGAUUUCACCUGCUCGAGCUGCGAAGAUCGGAUACUGAGGGCCAAAGAGUCAUGAUCAAAUCUUGACGGACUGUGUUGAGCUAGGUUUGGGCUUAUUACCUCUUUCUCAUUUCCACUGGGUGGAAGGGAAUGUUGAAUUUUGAGCAGCAAUACGAGUACAGAUUUCCUGUCUUAAAUCCUGCUACCGCCUCUCUGGAUGCAGAAAAGAGGUCGAAAGGGAGUGUAUACUUCACCUGAAAGAUCGUCCUCAGGCACCGUUGGUCGAAAUGUUUCUUUCUUAACCCAUGGUUGGUUUUCAUAUCCAACAUCCACAGCUGUGGAAAGAUGCUGCCGAUGUCCAGUACACUCAGUCCCUCGUGAUCAUUGGAAUGUCAUGAGGGUCCGCAUCUUCUUAAAGCUGGUGAAAACUCCAAGAUUCGAAUGGUUAUGUCGCUUGUCCGUUUGGCAGCAAUCUGAAACCCAGCAUGUUUGUUUGUUUGUAACUUGAUCCCGGAUAUUUAAGGCAGGCAAUCUCUUCAAGCUGUCCGUUGUUAAUCAGCCGUGACUUGUCCUGGUCAGAUGUGCAGGCGGAGGAUCGUCCACCUCUUAUCAUGCUGGUGGAUAAACCAACCAAUAAGGCCACCUCAUCCAUCCGAGACACGGUAUGCUAUAAGUCAGCGCAGCCUGACGCUCGCGGAAGCAUGUCUCCAACGUGGUCGACUUCCGUCCGUCAAAAUUGCCUACAACCUUGAGGAUGUCAUUCAGUAACGUAGAUAAAUAUUAUAGACAACAAACUUCACCCUUGUCUAACGCCUGACAAAACAUCUGACGGUUAUGAGGGGUUAUUUUUCACAAUAAUACAGACAACUGCGACAGUGUUUGCACUUGUCACUAGCGAUAAUUCCCUCCGGUGGCUUUUCCAACUUUGUAACAUCUUAUAGAAACUCACUGCUAACGAAUUAGAUGGCGGUAGUAAAGUCGGCGAUCGCUUUCUGUUAGCCAUGGCACGAUUAUGGGGCGCGCCGUAAUGCACCUCGAACCUCAGUCCUAUUAAGUCUUGCCUCUGACUACGUUUGCAUUAGCUCCGCUUGAAAACAAUAGUCGCGUGGGCCAUUGUAACUACGUCAUUCCCGAGCGCUGUGUUACGCAGUGUGGGUACUUUAUUCUUUGCGUGUCUGGUCAUGAGACACUGCAUAGAGGCCGGGAAAAGAUAAAACGCCUCUGCCGAGGAGAGAGAACAAAGGACAGAUAGGUUGGCCAUCCAUACAGAGUGUCCUGAAAGCGCUCGUCCUGGUCCCCAGCCCUGACCGAAUUGUCAGCACUAAAGUAGCCAUCCACAUCGCGAACUGAGUCACUCGGUACGAGGGGCAUACCUCGGACUUUAAGGACUACGUCGGUUAGGACUGUUAAGCGUUUGCACAAACGAUUUUUCGUUCAAUCUGUUUGAUAGGUCAAUCGCCACACCGUAUGUACCCGAAGCGCGCGCUAUCGUCCAUGUCAGAAAAAGAUGUAAAGCGGACCUGAGGGGCUUUGAUUUACCGAGAGUUAGAAUGAAAAUCCGAAAUUCUGACAGGCUACAGAAAAUAAUGCCAAUGAAGGUUGCAUAACGCAACGUUCAUGUUUUAUAACAUUGGAUACAAAACUUUCGCCCUGCACUGGGCGGCACCACAUGUUUACCGUCCUCCUGCACUAGUAAGCCAGGGUUGUGGAGCGUGUUGGUUGCCGCCGACUCCAUGACACAAAUCGGGCAUGUGUCACUUAGGUAAUCAAGAAUUUCCGACAAAUGUAUGUUACCGACAGUCUUCGGUUCGCCCGUUAGAGGUUGCAUCCGCAAGUACUCCGGCUCUUUAAAACUAAAACGCAAGGAGUGGUGACGAAAGAGCUUAUUUCAUGGAGGUUUGUGGCUGUCGUUUUCGAACUAAGUCAUGGGAUUUUGCGGUUUUCAAUAGGUUGGUCGGCGUACCCGAUCUCGGCCGUCUGUCUGUUGGUGAUACUGGCGCUACUAGUCCGCUGCUGUUUAUUCACCGUACUUGUGAGUCUGCUUGUCUUGUAGCUAACUUUCGCUUAGGGCCGCUCGCCUGUCCGUUACCUUUGAACGCGAUAGACAACGGACAGCUGGACCAUUGGUGGUUUAAGGAGAGCAAACAGUCUGACUUAAGUUUAUGUUUAUUUCUAGCUGUCAUGGGCGGCUCCUCCAUCAUUUUGUUCGAACUGCUUUUUCGAAUCGUAUGGACGUUUGGUUAGUUUUCCCAUCGGUGUAAUUUUCCCAAGUUGGUCUCGCGUUAACUUCUAAUGCGUUUGCGCCUAGUAGACGCCUUGCCUUCAGUCUAUGAUUUUCUACAACGUAAUUAUUACCUCCCCCAUUGUUUAACAGUAAACGCGGCUAGGCCGACUAGUGUGAUUGUGCCCCUUAGUUUAAUGUCACUCCCAAUAUGCACUUCCUGUGUGCUUUUCACCUCUUCCGACGAGAGUUCAUUCGUCCUCCCUCACUGUUUAGAAGGCCUUUCGUGUCCAAGCGUAUCAAAUAAAUGUUUCAAACAAGCUUGUCUCUGUACUCCACACAUGUAGUUUGAUUCUAAACCCUCGAAACCAAGCAAACUUCAGUUUUAUCUCAAAAGUUCUCGUUCUUGAAGGAAUGGCUGGGGUCUUUUGUUUUUCUAAGCGCUGAGGGGCCGCAUUGUUCUGAACUAUAAUCUGCACAGUUACUGUCCAUCAGCCCAGUUUUGUAUGCCAACUUAUUUGAGGACUUUUCUCUGAUUAGCAUAGCGGCUCUCUGCUUUAGCUGAUGUUGUGACUACACAACGAAAACCCUUGGCCCAUCGUUGUCCUCAAUGGAUACUCGGAUCUGGGCUGCAUCGGACUGACUGACUAAUUGCCUGUCGUCUUCAUGCUGCGAGUAGACUAGGUCAGAGCCUACUAGUCCUUUUGAUCACGCUUCGCGGUUACCAGUACGACUAAUGUCUGCGUUCGCUGAGCCCCCAUAUGCUUUGCUAACCGCCCCCUAAAAAUGAUUCGCCGGUCUUGUUGCUUUGAUUUACACGCGCUAGUCAGCAUCUACAAUCAUCAGAAUUUUCCUAGUCUUGCGGCGAAUGCCAUUCUUACGGGCAAACAAUUUCAAACAUGGAUAUAGAGGAACCAAGAGAAAAAAUGCCUCAAAAUGUGGGAUGUUUCGUAAUUUAGGCCGAACCUCCAAGACAGACGACACUUUAUUUCCAGCUUCAUAUACGAUCUACUGUCCUAAAGGUUCCUACGACCUGACCUAGCCUGACAACGUACUGAGUAUGCUUGAUGGUUUUCUGACAAGUCGGGUCUUAUCUGUCCGGUACUGACCUCACCCGGAAAAACGGCACAAAUCUCUAUAGAGCGGUUGGUUUUUAUGGAAUUUUGGGCCGUGAUACGCCGGCUGGAAAUAUUGCUGCAAGUAUUAAGCAGUCCUAGACAACAGUGCUCCUUUCAUAUCUUUGGCGUUUAAAGUCAGUGCUAAUAGCCAGUUACGUCUCUAAAAUGUCAUUCCUGCUUCUGCAUAUUGCGUGCGUGAUAUCUUCUCAGCAUGAUACUGCUGGUCCAGAAGCGAGAUCCUGCUAAAUUCGAUAUUUGUGCCUGCAUCCCAAGUCCGUAUAUGUCCCAGCGCCUCCGUCUUGAGUCCACGUCAUACUAACAGGUACAGCGUCUAGGCGAGAGUUUGGUCAGAUGAUGCUGGCUAUACUAAAGCCUUCAUUGGCUGCUCGAAUUGGCAGAGCUUUUAGAAUAUAAAAUAUUGUCCGCCCCCGUUGACGUCACCGUAGACCUACCUAGGGGCAACACGCGAGACUGUUAAUUUUCGCACCUUAUGUGUAAUUGUCUAAAUUGGCCACGUGAGUCCGGCCAAUCCAAUGCUGGCAAAUUUCUUCCAAAAUCCGGUCGUAUACUCUUUUACUCGCAGGCGGCACCAUGCGUCGUUGGUUAAUUGUUUGAACAGUAAAUCUUUCCUCGUACUUCACGAGAAGUGCCGUUCCAAGAGAAGAUGACUUGUUCGUGAAUUGAGUGGUGGUUAAGAAGGACUUGCGCAGCGUCGGUCUCAUUCACUUCAUCUUCGUCCUUAUGCGUCGGGAAAACUUAUUGUAGGCCGUUAAAUAUGAGACUGGACGUUAUGUCCGGCCCGGCCAUCGUCCUGACCUUGCGUGCUAGAAUUUACAGUAAGAAGGGAUCAGGACAACCAAUCUCCUCGUGUCAGUCAUUCUCGUCAGUUGGCAACUUUUCAGAUGAUGAAUUUUAAGGCUGUAUGACAAUUCUGUAGUCAAUGGUAGGGGCGCUCACCGAUCGUUCUUACGGAACUCACUCGUUCCGUUGUGCCUUACGGGCUCUCCCUCGAGCCCAACCCGCAACCGCACAGCGGCGCAUGAUAUAGGCAGUAUGUCAUCACAGACAAAGACAAGGGAGACUGGAAUGGCCAUUUCUGGCUUAUUUGGGAUUCUGUAGGAUUGACUUCCGUAGUCUCUCCCUUGUUCUGGGAAUCACCAUUAACUUUAUAGAUGUCCUAUCAUAUCGACUGUGGACACUGUCAUUACAUAUGCCCCCGAGCGAGCCAUUUGCCUUGUCAGAAAUUACUGGCACCUGUAACUGUGUACUGCCAGACAGACAGCACGAAAAUUUUCCUGUGCCAAUAAUCAUUAAGCGGCACAAAAAUUGCGGUUUCAAGUCGGUUCUCUCGAACUGGAUGAAUAGACGGGUGAGGGUGUGGUUGGUUCAACCCGGUUUCAGAACUUACCCAAUAUAAACAACCAAACUCGUCACAAUUCAUAGUUUAGGAUGCAGCUAAUCGGCCAGACAACCAUCCUACUUGCGGCUGAGGGUCAGCUUUCAAUGGCUCCCUCUUUGUGCAGUUUCUAUAGCACUUGUAUGAGGCCAGAUGUGCAUGUGUAAAAGUAGGGAGCAGGUCGUGUUUAUGACGCGCAGAGCGGUUUGUGAGUCUUUUCCGCAAUCGCUUCUACACCAAUUUCCCGUUAUCCUAACUUUGGCUUGCAAGUGGAAGAGGUCGAGUUUUGGACUGGGGAGCGUAGGUAGAUACCGCUCAGGUUCCCUGACCAUAAAAAGAUCUAGCCUCAAGCUACUACUGCGUUCACCUUGUCGUUUGCAACGGACAAACUGUCGAAUCUCUACUCAAAUCUUCACAAGCAGGAAGGAGCUCCGUGUAGAUGCUGUGGAGUUUAAGGGAAGACGUAAAUGAAUUCGUCUCCACUGGGUUCGUUGCACCAAAGGUGUAAACUUACACAUUCUUUCGGUUAAUUUUACUUCCCUCUUCGUGGUUUAUUUCCUGUUUUAGCGCUCCCCCGUCGGCUGUGCUCCUCCUUAUUGUGAUGCGUGGCGAACAGCGUUUUCAUGCACAUUUUAGUCGUUUCCAACAAAUAAAUUGGAGUAAAAGAGUUUUUACCUUCACAGCUACGAGCCACUUGUUGAGUCUACCUUAUUUCAAUCAACUACUCCCUAUUUUCUGUUUUCUUACCAUCAGACGCGAGUGGAACACAAUCACUCCCCGAAACGUCUCCACUAUGCGCAGACACCCCGCCGACUUCUAACUCGGGACUGGACGAAUGUGACUCGCCGGCCACUUCGGCGCUCCCUAAUCACACUCCUGGCUCAUGUCCAUCUGAUUUAA
Molecule: messenger RNA, 6254 nt
Organism: Spirometra erinaceieuropaei
Lineage: Eukaryota; Metazoa; Platyhelminthes; Cestoda; Diphyllobothriidea; Diphyllobothriidae
Source: the annotation of a GenBank genome assembly